Molecule: messenger RNA, 569 nt
Organism: Rhincodon typus (whale shark)
Lineage: Eukaryota; Metazoa; Chordata; Chondrichthyes; Orectolobiformes; Rhincodontidae
Product: corticoliberin-1-like
Exons: 1
Coding region: 1-486 (161 amino acids)
Cellular component (GO): extracellular region
Molecular function (GO): hormone activity
Source: RefSeq, a predicted model, not a curated record
AUGAAGACCCAGUUGUUGUUCUGCACAGUUAUCCUGCUCGUUCCCUUCUUCCGCAGUGGGGACUGCCGAGCCCUGGACAGCUCCACACCAACCAGAAACCGCCCGGAUCCCCAGGCACCACUCCAACAGUCCCUUGGCCCAUUCUGGAUCCGCAAUGGGGAGGAAUACCUCAUGCUUCCGCGGAAAGAUUCCAAGGAUAGCAGCGGGGUCUCUCCUACCCGGUGGCAGAUGGUCCUUUCUGAGGCGCCUUUCUCGGCGCAGCUUCAACACAUUCUGCGGGAGCCAGUCGGAGACUUGGAGCAAGUUAGCAGCAGGUACCAGGCUGAAAGGGAUGAGAUGCUAGACAGAGGGAAGAGGCUAGACGACCCUCCCACUUCUCUGGAUCUAACAUUCCACCUUCUCCGGGAAGUGCUGGAGAUGGCCAGAGCUGAACAAAUGGAGCAACAGGCGCACAGCAACCGCAAAAUAAUGGAGCUCAUCGGCUAAGAGGGAGACGACCCCACCAAGAGCAUCAAUCCUAGCGCUGCUCUGACACUAGUGUUUAUUUUUAUAGCGCUAAACUGUUUAAG